AAGAAUCGAAAGCGUUCUCGAAGGUUUUAGCUCUCGAUUUAAGUUUCAUGUGGGCUUGGUUUUUUCCAAAAUGCCUGUUAUCUUUGACCGAAAAGAGACAGAUAAACCUAGUCUACUGCUUAUAAGUGAAGACGAAGCUAAAAGAAGUAUUGUGGUCUCCAACAUCCCGCCGAACAUCUCAGCUGAAUCAGUCCUUAUACAUUUCCAGAAGAAAGGAAAUGGUGGAGGAGAAAUCGAACGAAUACACGUUUCUAAGGCAGGAACAGCCGUGAUUACUUUCGAAGGAAGUGAAGUCAUGGCAACAGUCUUGAAGAAGUCCCACACACUUGAGAAAUCAUCACCUCAAUUAAAAGUUUGUGGAUUAGUUCCAGAUCAUCCUGUGGAGGUUUUUCAGAAAGUUAUGGCUCGUAUUGACUCCAGUAAGUUCAAUACUUUUUUCGAGACAUCGCGCAACGCACUGAAAGACAUGAAGGAUGAGGCAAACGUCGAAAGCAUUGGCAGCCCUUUUUCUAAUGAACAUAUUCUCGGUGGAACGUUCGACCAAAUUAACACCGCACACAAUCUCCUUCGAGGCAUUUUGAAAGGAGGCUCUAAAGGAGGUGAAGGGAUGAUAAUCCAGCAUACUGAUAGAAAGAGAAAUUGUUCAGGAACCUCAGAAAAAGAAGCCACUACCGAUGAUAUCUGCAGCUUCGAGGUGCAGCCUCUUCUGAUGAAGCUUCUACUUCGAGUUUACGAGACGAGACUUAAAGAGAUAAAAGAUGUAUAUGGCGUAAAUAUUCUUUGGAAGGAAAAUGCUACUCAAGUACAGAUUUGCCCAGCCACAACAGUUCGUGAUAAGGAAAGUUACCAUAAAGGCAGUGACGAGUUCAUAAAUCUUUACCAGGACUUAUAUCUAAAGAUGCGUCGAGAGGAAAUUGAAUUAGAACUUUCCAGUUGCAAGGAACUUACUACCAUGGAUAUUUGCUCCUUGGAAGCUGAGAAUAAUGUGGUAAUUGAGGUGAAAGAAAACAAGUUGGUCGUCUAUGCGGAGGAAACAAACAUGUCUGUUGCAGUGCAAGCCUUAAAGAAAACCUUUGGACUACUGCCGGGUAACCGUAAGGGUACAAGACGUGGUCAAAGAAAUACAAAGAACGAUACCAGUUUCCCAAAUAGACCCUCAGCACGAGUACUCAGCCAAGAUCUGAUGAAUGGAGUGAAGCUCUCCUUGUACCAAAGUGAUAUCACUGACGAGAGCGCAGAUGCUAUUGUCAAUGCAGCUAAUGAGUGGCUUCAGCAUGGUGGUGGUGUUGCAGCAGCAAUUGUGCGGAAAGGUGGCCACAAAAUACAAGAAGAAUCCGAUGGAUUAAUUGCACAUAGAGGAAGGCGUCCACUAAGUGUAGGCGACGCUGUUCAUACAAGGGCUGGCACCCUUCCUAGCAAGUUUGUAAUUCACACGGUUGGUCCUAGGUGGAAUAGUUUUCCCGAAGAAAGAUGCGUUUCGCUUCUUCACCGAGCGUGCAUUGAAAGUCUCCGCCUUGGAGCACAAUUGGAGCUCUGUUCAAUCGCAUUACCACCCAUUAGCUCUGGUAUUUUUGGCAUGCCAAAAGAUAUCUGCGCUAAAGAGAUGUUUGGCGCAGUGGAGGCAUUCAGUUCAAGCGUUGAAGCCGAAUUCAGCACUCUUCGUGACAUUCGCAUCGUCAUUAUUGACGACGAAACAAUCAACGUCUUUCAUGAGGAGUUUCUGAAACGUUACACUUCUCAAGCGACGACUCCAGCAAAUGCAGUACGUAAUGAGGGAGAGCCACAUAGUUCCUCCAACAUUAGCUUCAAUGUCAAUAAGCUGUCGUUGUUGUCAGGAAAGGGAAGUGAGGUUUCACACGAAGGCCAUUCUAAAGAAACUGACCAGGCUAAAUCUCCACAGGGAGACCAACCAAGCAUGAGCAGCAACGAUCCACCUGGCCAGAUUUCGAAAUCCAUUGAAGAAGAUAGCAAGAGUAAAUUACAUACCCCAAGAGGCAUCGAAACACCAAACAUGGAAAUUCCAACACGUGGCGUUGACAGUGAACAAGGCUCAAAUGCAUCAGAAAGUUCCAAAGAAAUAAGGGGGACCACCACAUCGAAACAAUCCAACGGUAGAGUUCUUGCAAUUUGUUUUCCGGGGAAGCCAAGUGAAGAAGGAGAACCAAAGGCUGAAGCAGGUACCCGAAACAAUGCAUAUGACAUCAACGUCGACAACGUGAAGAUAGUAAGAGAUGUCACUUAUGAUAAUACGAAUGUAUCUUCACCUGGUCUGGCUGUGACGGAAGAAGGCAAACGUUUUGCUGAAAAACAUUCUUCUGAAGCAGUCAGCGAUGAUUCGACCAUCAACCAUCCUCCAUCAACAGACAAAGAAGCAGAUACAGAGGUAAACAAGUCUGAAAACCAAACUUCAGCCCAUGGCAUAGAACGUCAGAAAGAAGAACUACCUGGAGGACGCUCAAACUCGAAUCCAGAGGAAGUCCCUGGUUUUAAUAGCGAGGGUGAACAAAAUCAAAACGAUGAGAAUACGCGUACCCACAGUCCUGAAGAUGAACAACGCGACACAGAAAUGGAUAUGGAAGUUGAUCAAGCAACUUCUGAAGAAAGCGAAAGACACCUCGACAUAACUCAGCAACAAAAUGUAAACAAGAGAAGAAAUCUCAAAGAUGAUGAUAACCUUGCAUCUAGCGGAAACGCUGGUUCAGAUCCGGCACCAAGCUUUGCGCCGAAUGAAAACCCCAAAAUGAUCUCUCAAGACUGCACUACGUGUCUGAAUCAGGACAGAAAUCCUGUUUAUGGAUCUGCAUGUGGUCACUACUUUUGCAAGAACUGUAUCGGCUCCGUUAUUGAGAAGCUGGGUUUUUGUCCACAGUGUAAACAGGAGAAACUGUUUCCAGGGAACCAGCCAGUUGGAUAUAUGACCUGGAGAACUGAGUUACGUAAAUCGCUCCCGGGUUACGAGACAUCUGGAACCAUUGUCGUAACCUUUAAUUUUAACGGAGGAAUUCAAGGUGCAGAGCACCCAAAUCCAGGAGAGCGUUUUGGUGGGUUUUUCUGCACGGCCUACCUUCCGCACACCAUUACCGGAUUAGAAGUGUGUAACCUGUUGAGAAGAGCAUUUAAUGGACGGCUGAUAUUUACCAUCGGAAAAUGUCCUGCUACCGGCGAGGAUAAUAAGAUUGUGUGGAACGGUAUCGAACUGAAAACAGGUCGAACUGGAGGUCCAGCCAAUUACAGUUAUCCAGAUCUUAGCUACCUAGAUCGGGUAAAGAAAGAACUUGCUGACAAGGGCAUAACACCACUGCAUGAAUGAACUUUUACUUUAUUUAGAGGGACAGCAUGGAAAGACGGUCACAUGCUUUCCGUUUUACUCAACUUAAUAUUGAGAUAUUAUUAAAACUCGUACAGAACAAUGUAAAGUAUUAUGUCACGGGUGUAGGGUAAGGAAAAUAAAUUAGGAUUCGAACCUCAUCCCUAUCCGCUUUAGAAGUCGGGUACUCUACAAGCUAAGCAACAGAGAACUUGGCGGUGCACUACAAUGGAUUAGUUGUUGCAGAAACAUUUUGGCUUUUUGUUUACACCAUCGAAACUUGUAUCAAGUUAGGGCUAUAAAAAGAAUUGCACCUGUCAGAAAGAAAGAGGAUUAAAACAAGGAGAAAGAGUUUACGAAUUAUGUAUUUAUACAAAUUUGUACUCGCUUUCGAAGGAGCUAGCCCCAAACUAACUCCGAAAUUAUAUUCAGUAAUGAACUUAUAGUAUGUAGCUGUUCACAUGUUCUUAAUCGUGAUAGUAAUUUCUAAUUUGUGUCAGCUUACAGGGUUUUUGUACUGGUCAUCUUUUUCAAAAGGGACUCAGUAAGUUGGCGCGUGUGAUUUAAAACUCAUAGUUUAAUUGUCAAUAUGUGCGCCUCAGUUACAAUAAUAACUCCUUUGCCAUUUCGUAAGUCAGUUAGUAAAUUUAAAGACUCAUCAACAUAAAGAGCGAAAGCAUGUAUUUUUAAGUUCACUAAGCUUUUUCGCAGACGGUUUUUCUAGUUGGUCCAUUGCCAAUUUUAGUGAACGCGCAAUGGUGGCGAAGCAAGUUUAUCUGGAUAGCGUUUAUUUCUAACCAAAGUAGAGUGUGGUUUAAAAUAAACUGAAUUCAAGGUUGA
This is a messenger RNA of Stylophora pistillata, 4147 nucleotides long. RefSeq lists its product as uncharacterized. NCBI's taxonomy places the organism in Eukaryota, Metazoa, Cnidaria, Anthozoa, Scleractinia, Pocilloporidae. The record is from RefSeq and is a predicted model, not a curated record.